Messenger RNA from Puccinia triticina, 2991 nucleotides. RefSeq lists its product as uncharacterized. Gene Ontology annotation, molecular function: mannose-ethanolamine phosphotransferase activity. Lineage: Eukaryota; Fungi; Basidiomycota; Pucciniomycetes; Pucciniales; Pucciniaceae. The coding region runs from base 1 to 2991 and encodes 996 amino acids. The transcript is spliced from 8 exons. Gene Ontology annotation, biological process: GPI anchor biosynthetic process. The record is from RefSeq and is a predicted model, not a curated record. Gene Ontology annotation, cellular component: endoplasmic reticulum membrane.
AUGAUAACUUCCCGGGCUUUCGGCGGACCAGCUUGGCUGCUUUCGAUCGGAUUUGUCUUCCAUGCGGUUUAUCUCAUGUCAAUAUUCGAUGUGUAUUUCAUCAGUCCAGUCGUCAGAGUACCCCAGCGCUUCAGCCCUUUGGAUCCUAUUCAGGGUGAACCGCCCGCCUCACGAGUGCACGCCAAGCCCCUUGCCAGUCGGGUAGUUUUGAUUGUAGGUGAUGGCUUGAGAGCGGAUAAGUUAUUCUCCUUGUUUCCUAAUCCGCCCUUCUAUCCAUCUCUGCCUGUCCCAAUCCUGCCAGAUCUCAAGCCGAUACCGAUCUCCGAGGAGGACCGGGUCCACGGCAACCAAAUCACUCCGGCGCCUUACCUAAGGGCUCUGAUCGAGACUGGCGAAGCAAGCUGGGGAGUCAGUCAUACACGCGUCCCAACAGAGAGUAGGCCGGGUCACGUAGCCAUCAUCGCUGGAAUGUAUGAGGAUGUAAGUGCCGUCACUCGAGGCUGGAAAAUGAAUCCGGUCAACUUCGAUUCAGUCUUCAAUCAAUCUUCACACAGCUUCACCUUUGGAUCCCCAGACAUAUUACCCAUGUUUAAACAUGGUGCAUCUGAUCCCUCGCGAGUGGAUGCUUGGAGUUAUGACGAAGCUGCUGAAGACUUCACCAAAGACGCGGCCCAACUAGACAUAUGGGUACUCGAACGACUGAGACGUUUAUUAUCCGAUGCCAAGCGAGCCGGUCCAGGCAGCUCCCUCGAUCGCCAGCUCAACUCAGAUCAAGUCUUCUUCUUCUUACAUCUUCUUGGAUUAGAUACUACCGGCCACUCUUAUCGCCCUCACUCUCCGGAAUACUUCCGGAAUAUCCAAGUGGUUGAUCAAGUCGUACGAGGCACGCAAGAGCUCUUAGAAAACUUUUACGGCGACGACCGCACGGCUUUCAUUUUCACGGCCGAUCAUGGAAUGAGUAACAUUGGCAAUCACGGGGAUGGGGACCCGGACAAUACCCGCACCCCACUCGUUGCUUGGGGAAGCGGGAUCCAAAAAAGUAUGGAAGGCACUCCAUUUGUUGAUGACGGCUCUCUCAAACUUGAUCCGUACUACCAAAACUGGAACCUCAACAUGACCCAAAGAAAAGACGUGGAACAAGCUGAUAUUGCUGCCCUCAUGGCUGCCCUUGCUGGAAUCCACGUGCCUUCGAAUUCUGUGGGACGUCUACCCCUGGACUAUCUGAAUGGCUCCCGAACAGAACUCGCCAGGGCCACCUACGCCAACACCCGGGAGAUCCUGCACCAAUAUCAGACGAAGCAUGAGCUUAAGGCGUCGACAAAAUUUGCUUUCCGCUCUUUCCCUGGCUUACCGGAUCAAGAAACUUUGAACAAACCGUCCAUAUCCGAACGAUUAUUUCUUAUUCAUAGAAUGAUUAUCACUGAUCGCAAUGAUGAGGCAAUCAGGGCCUGUAGUGAGUUGCAAACUUUAGCACUACAGGGUUUGAAAUACUUGCAAAGGUACGACUGGUUCCGACUUCGCACAAUCAUCGUCAUUGGAUAUGUGGGAUGGAUGGUUUACACUGCCAUCUUUGUCCUGCGCACCUACAUCAUCUCUCCUUCACCUCGUGACCACGUAAGGUUCGGGUCGAUCUUCGGCGCUGUUGUGUUUGCGGUCACAAGUCUAUAUUUUUAUCUGGAGCACAGCCCGAUCACGUAUUAUUUAUACGUGUUCUUCCCGGCGUACUUCUGGGGUCAGAUCAUUGACGAUGUCGAUACCCUACAAGACCUCGUCGAUUGGACAUCCAGCAGCUCAUCAUCUCCGACUCGUAUUUGGGCUACCAUCUUGGCCACCUUGAUGAGUUUAGAAUUUAUGGUAUUAGGGUACUUUCAUCGAAUGGCUUGGACGAUUGGAUGGAUUGUAAUCGGCGUGAUAUGGCCUACCCUAGCGCUCUCGUCCCGAUUCAAAGAAGAAAAUCGAUCAUUACUCAAAGCGUGGGCUAUUGCUUCGAUAUUCACCAGCUUAUUUACGAUCCUACCUGUUGAGAAAGGGGAAAGUAUUCUGGUCAUCGCUAUCGGGGGUUUGGCCUUUCUGUACGCUGGAUAUAUUAUCCGUCGGAAGUAUGGCAGCCCCUCUCGAAGCCAGUUAGCCUUGAUCUCAAUCACUCUUCUGGUUACCAUUGACUCGACCAGGAGGCUUCAGCAAAAGCAGGGACUCCCACUUGUCAAUCAAGCACUCGGAUGGCUGCUUCUUGCUUCCUCUAUUCUCCCUCUCUUGCCUCGACGCUCAAAACCCUCUUGCGAAACCCAGGACUCUCUAUUGACCUCCCGAUUGGUCGAAAUCGUCUUCGCUUACGCUCCUGUUUUCAUCAUCUUAUCAUUAUCGUACGAGGCGCUUUUCUAUUUGGCCUUCGCUGGCUCGUUGUUGAUUUGGCUUGAGGUGGAGAUACAGUUGACUCGGUUCGACGAAUCUCAGGAAAAAUCUGCCAAAGAACGCGAAUCCAGAUCGGGGGUCGGGAAAUCGACCGGACCGAUUUCGAAGUUUCGAUUACACCACAGUAGAUUGAGUUUAUUUUAUCUGUUUUUUAUCCACGUCGGAUUUUUCGGGACGGGUAAUGUGGGCUCGAUCUCCUCGUUUUAUUUGGAGCCAGUCUACAGACUGGUGCCGAUCUUCAACCCAUUCUUGAUGUCAUCCUUACUACUCUUCAAGAUCUUGAUUCCUUUCCUGAUCGUCUCAUCAGUCUUUAGUACUUUGAACUUCAGAUUAGGCUUGCCAAAGUUUUCCCUGUUUGUUUCAAGCUUGACAAUCACCGAUCUGAUGAGCCUGAACUUCUUCUUCUUGGUUAAUGAUGUCGGCUCCUGGCUCGAGAUCGGUCAAUCCAUUUCCCACUUCGCUAUCUCAUCCUUGUUGUUAGUCUUCAUGAUCUUGUUGCAUUUCCUGGGCGACUUCCUUUUGCUCGAUUUGGUCUCUACUCAUCACUCUUCUAUUUCGCCAAAAUCCAAGUCCCACUGA